GAACGGAAUAAGUUGCAAUAGGAUGAAAUUCAAAUUGUUUGACAAAUUGAAGAAAGCUUUAAAGCCUAAGGAGUAUGCUGCUGCUGUCAAGCUCCAAACGUUUUUUCGCGGCAUUUUAGCCCGUGCCCGUGUGAGCAGAAUGGUGAACAAAUUGAUCACAGAUAUUCUGAUCAGAAGGGGUGAAUUGCCACCAGAUUUUUACGAGCAGGAAGAGAAAAGAAAAGAAGAGGAGAAGAAGAAAGAAGAGAAAAAGAAAGAAGAGGAGAAGAAGAAAGAAGAGGAGAAAAAGAAAAGUGCGACAAAGGGUCGAGGCGCAAUGCUGGAGAUACAAAAGGGAUCAGUGAAAGAUUUGACGUUGAAAUUUGACAAGAAUCCUCCAAAACCACGCGAGACAGCAUCUUCUGAAGCAUGUCCUGUGGAAGAAGAACCGCCAUCAGAGCCAAAAAAUUCUAUCUAUAAAUCAUUUCGCUGUGAGCACAAUGCGACGAAACACGUCAUUUCCUCUGAAGAUAUUCUCAAUGAGCAAGCGGUGAGUUAUGUGUGUGUAUUUGUUGAAGUCGGAUAGGAUGGCUUUGAAUAGGAAGUCUCAAUGAAACUCUUUCGUCACUUUCUCCGUCGGUAAAUUUCUUCCUAAAACCUGCAGCGACGAUUGAACGAAGAGAUAGAACAUCUAUUGCUGGACAUCAAACGGAUAGGAGAAAAAGGGAAGAAAUCCGUCAAAUUUGGUGAACUGUUUGACGAUGACGACGUAGCAAAUUACUACGAAGCUUUGGUUGGAACCUUGAAGGCCGCAAAAAAGAAAGGACUGAUCAGUUA
Messenger RNA from Pseudo-nitzschia multistriata, 816 nucleotides. NCBI's taxonomy places the organism in Eukaryota, Bacillariophyta, Bacillariophyceae, Bacillariales, Bacillariaceae. The record is from the annotation of a GenBank genome assembly.